Molecule: messenger RNA, 1787 nt
Organism: Dermatophagoides farinae (American house dust mite)
Lineage: Eukaryota; Metazoa; Arthropoda; Arachnida; Sarcoptiformes; Pyroglyphidae
Source: RefSeq, a predicted model, not a curated record
UUUGAAUAUAAAAUAAUAAAAUUUUAAUAAAAUGUUUCGUAUUAGUUUGCUAUUGGUUCCAUUGGCAAUUGCCACCGUUGUCUAUAGUCAAGGAGCAUUUCGACCACCAUCAAUUCCAGCAAUUAUUGCCAUUCUACGUUACCAGAAUAGUCCAUGUACAACCGAUUCGAAUACACCGGGUACUUGUUUAGCACAAAAUGAUUGUCUAGCACGACAAGGUACACCGGAUGGUACCUGUGCUUCUGGUUUUGCAUCAUGCUGUAAUUUCAAAUUUACAUGCGGUGGCCGUACUAAAGAAAAUGAAACAAUUUUUGUCAAUCAUUUGUAUCCAAAAACCGAUAAUGGUACCAAUACCUGUCAAGUUACCAUUGAUAAACAGCCAAAUGUUUGCCAACUUCGAUUAGAUUUCGAAGAAUUUUCAUUAGCACAACCGGAUGAAAAUGGUCAAUGUACAACUGAUUCAUUUAUGGUACGUACCACUGUUGGUGAACGAUUGCCAAUUUUGUGUGGUGAAAAUAAUGGUCAACAUCUAUAUGUCGAUAUGGGUCGUGGUUCGGCCAAUCCAGUCGUAUUAUCGGUUGUCACCAAUGGCGAUAUGAUUGGCCGUAAAUGGAAGGUCAAGAUCAACAUGAUUCCAUGCAACAAUCUUGAUAUGGCUCCAUCAGGAUGCUUACAAUAUUUCAGAUCACCAUCAUCUGUUAUUCAAAGUUUCAACUAUGGAGUACCAAUGGAAGGUCGUGCCCGAUAUUUAUCCAAUCUACGAUACACAGCCUGUGUUCGUGUUGAAGAGAAUUUCUGUUCAAUCAAAUGGGAAACCGAAACGCCCGGUUCAUUCUCAUGGGGUGCACCAUAUGAAGGAAAUCUUACGGCUCGUGGUGCCAGCGGUGGUCUUUGCAAUGUCGAUGAUUUCAUCGGUAUCGAUCAGGGAAGUGCCGAAGGUAGCGGACCAGGUGAAGAUCGUCUUUGUGGUACUAAACUUUUACAAGAUGAUUACGUUAUAUCUCGAUCAAAGCCAUUCCAACUUAAAGUACGAUCAAAUAGUGAUCAAAAAUUGAAUGCCGAAAAUUCUCAACAUGGUUUCAGUCUUCGUUAUGUUCAACUUCCUUGUGUGAUUUAAUUGGCCUUCCUCCCCCCCACCAAUCUGAGUUUCAUACUGUUCUUUCUUCCACAUACUUCUAUUCCUUUUUUCCCGGACAUCAAUCAAAUACCCACAUCCUUCAUCUUCUUCACCAACUCUAAAUUAUUUACAAUAAUGAAACAAAAAAAGGACUUGACCUAACCUUUCAUAUCGAAUCGAAUGGAGAUGCACUAAAUUUUUAAACUCGAUGCAACCAAUGAUGAAUGAAAAAAAAACAAAUUUUUUUUACGAGCUUAUUAUAUCCACCAUCAUGAAUAAAUGAGGUCGAAAUGAUGAUGGCUCCCAAUCGUCAUCCUUGAUGCAUUCAAACUAUCCAAUAAACCAUUCGUUCUGUACAUACAAUUAUAACACUUGGCAAUGAACUUGAAGACGAUGAAAAAAAACGGAAAAUUUUCUUUUCCUUCUUCCCAAGCCCACGCUGCUGAAUAUAAUGUUUACCUGAUUUAUCACAUUGAUGAUAUAACGGAAAUGAUCUUCUUUAAUUAUCAUCAUCUUCGUCACCACAUCAUGUUUCUCAUACAUACAUACAUACAUACAUAGACACACUGAAUAUCUCUGAAUUUUUUUUUAUCUGAAUCAAAUCUCAUACGAAUCUCUAAAUUAUUUUAAUCAAUUUAACCAUUUUAUUUAUUUAUUUAUUUAUAUUGAA